Melanomma pulvis-pyrius CBS 109.77 is the source of this 274-nucleotide messenger RNA. Lineage: Eukaryota; Fungi; Ascomycota; Dothideomycetes; Pleosporales; Melanommataceae. The record is from the annotation of a GenBank genome assembly.
AAGAAACUCUAACAAUUAAGAAGGGAGCACGCUUAAGUGCUCUAAAGGAGUUUGGCGCUUGUAGUAAUAGAAAGAAGGUUAAGAAGAGAGUGCGCGUUAAUAAAGGCAAGCAGACUCAAAGGCGCUGCAGGCAGUGCAGCAAGACAGGACACAACUCACGCACGUGCAAAUCUAAGGUAGAAAACGCAGUAGAGUAAAAUAGCCUACUACAAUUUAUAGUAUUAAUUGCGAUUGUACUGUGCGCAAGAGUAUAAGUUGCGAUUUUAGUAGGGUC